Molecule: messenger RNA, 1245 nt
Organism: Plasmodium cynomolgi strain B
Lineage: Eukaryota; Apicomplexa; Aconoidasida; Haemosporida; Plasmodiidae
Product: pescadillo N-terminus domain containing protein
Exons: 1
Biological process (GO): ribosome biogenesis; maturation of LSU-rRNA from tricistronic rRNA transcript (SSU-rRNA, 5.8S rRNA, LSU-rRNA)
Cellular component (GO): PeBoW complex; nucleolus
Molecular function (GO): RNA binding
Source: RefSeq, a predicted model, not a curated record
AUGCAUAUCCACAAGCUGCGCAAAAAGGCAAAGAAGAAGAAGGAGGGCAAGUACCUCACCAAGAGAAGCAUAUUGAAGAAGCUCUAUCUGAAGGAAAGGGAAUUCAGAAAGUUAUGCAUUUUCAAGGGAAUCUACCCAAAAGAUUUUAAAGAAAUCCCAUUAAAAUUACGAAGCAAGUUCUACAAGCAAAAGGUAUACUACUCCAAAAAUGAUUUCCAAAAGUUGGCCCAUGAAAAAAUUAUUCAAGAUUUUCGAAAAAUCACAAUAUGUUUGAAAAAGUAUAAAAAAUACAAAGUGGCAUUGGAAGAUGAAGAAAAAUGUAAAAACUUGAUAAAAAAUUUUCCCAAGUAUACAUUAGACCAUAUAAUUAAGGAAAGGUUCCCAAUAUUUUCGUAUGCAAUAGAACAACUAGAUGAUGCUCUAAGUGCAGUGGUUGCUUAUUCGUUACUCCCUUCCAACGAGAAAAUCGGAAUUUCGAACCGCUUCGUCACCAACUGUGAAGUGAUAAAGAAUCAUUUCCAUUACUACAUUUACAAAACCAACAGAAUCAAAAAGGGAUUCAUAAGUGUAAAGGGAUAUUACCUACAAGCAGAAAUUUUACAAAAAAAAGUUACGUGGCUUAUCCCACAUACAUUUACUCCCUACUUAGACAAGACCAUAGAUUUCACCAUUAUCUCCACUUUUAUCGAGUACUACAUCUGUCUCCUAAAAUUUGUCCUCUUCAAACUUUACAAGAUGCACAAUAUGGUGUAUCCUCCAGAACAGAGCGAAUUGCUGAAAAAUGAAAAACUCAGACACCUUUCAUACGACAGGUGUUUGAUUUCGCUCUGCAGGGAGAAGUUCGAGAGUCCGCAUACCCAGGUAGGGGAAUCCAACGAGGGGAAGAAAAACGCGCACACAUUGGAUAGCGGCAAUGCCGCAGAUGGCCACGCUGUGGUGCAGAAUCCACAGGAGGGUGCAUCCCAAGUAGGGGAACAAAGCCAUAGUGAGAACCACCACGAGGAAGGGAAAACCUGCAGUCUACCCCAAAAAGAGCACGAAGCAGAAGAAAUAAAACACAACAUAGACGAACAAAAUGACACCCUAAAGGAUCUGUUCAAAAAUCAAGUAUAUUAUAUCCACACAGACAUGCCCCUCGACAUACUCUCUCUCAUUAUCCUUUCUUGUGGAGGUUCCAUAGGAUGGAAUUCCCCAUACUCUCCAUAUCAACUGGGCGAUCAGAAAAUCACACACGAAAUUUUAGAA